UAGCAGCUGCUCUCCAAUUUGUGGAGAUCCAAUCUGUACACACGUGAAGCUAAGAAACUUAAAACAUGUUAAAAUCUAAAAUAUUUUUAAAGAAAACGAAAAAGGGGAGUAUCCUGAAGGUGGUUCGAGAACACUACCUGAGAGAUGACAUCUAUUGCGGUUCGGAGGCAUGUGAUGAAUGCCCACAGAAGGAUGAAGUCUUGGAAUUACGGCCACAGAAUCCAAGCAGCGAGAUUUUCCCAGACCCACACUACAUUAUUCCAGAUACGAAUGUAGUUUUGCACCAGCUUGACAUACUAGAAGAUAAAUGCAUGAAGAAUGCCAUUAUUCUACAAACAGUUUUAGAUGAGGUGCGCCACAGAAGUGCUCCAGCUUACAAAAGAAUAAAAGAAGCUAUAAGCAAUCCAGAUAAACAUUUUCUCUCUUUUGUAAAUGAGUUUCACAAAGAUACCUAUGUGGAAAGACAACCAAGAGAAACAGCCAAUGAUCGCAAUGACAGAGCCAUCAGAACUGCUGCUAAAUGGUUCCAAACACACUUGUUCAAUACUGGUGUGAAAGUCAUCCUUCUUACUAAUGAUGCAGACAACAAAGUCAAAGCUAGCCAAGAUGGAGUGACUGCAUUUACAGUGGCAGAAUAUGUGGGCAGUUUAAAAGACAACCCAGAGCUAUUGGAUCGCUUGGCCCACAGUAAGCCUAGCAACGCAUUUGAUGAAGGUGUACAGCUCCCAGAGCAUGUGUCAAUAGCAGAGGUACAGAAAGGCUUGAAGUCAGGACGUUACCUUCAGGGCAGCUUCCAAGCCUCCAGGGAUAACUGCUUGGAGGCGGUGGUUUUUAUACAAGACAAAGAAGAUGUGACUGUCUUCUUACAAGGGAAUGCCAGUUUGAACAGAGCAGUCCACGAGGAUGUUGUAGCAGUAGAAAUGUUGCCAGAGAAAGAUUGGAGCUACCCAUCUUCACUUGUUAUUGAAGAUGUAGAAGGAGAGACAGAAAUGGACAAAGAAGCCAGGAAGGAGAAAUUAAAACAACCCACUGGUAAAGUUGUGGCCAUCAUCAAGAGAAAAUGGAGACAAUACUGUGGAAUGCUGUUGCCAGUGAUUAUCAAAACGGCCACAAGACACCUUUUUGUCCCAAGUGAAAGGAGAAUACCUAAGAUCAGGAUAGAGACAAGGCAGGCCCACAUAUUACAGGGCCAGCGUGUGAUCGUUGCCAUUGACUCCUGGCCAAAAAACUCCAGAUACCCUCUGGGGCAUUUUGUUCGGAAACUUGGAACUAUUGGAGACAAGGAGACUGAAAAUGAGGUUCUUCUCCUGGAGCAUGACAUCCCCCAUGUUCCAUUUUCAACAGCUGUGUUAAAUUGUUUACCUAAACUACCCUGGCUCAUCACAGAAGAGGAUGUUAAGAAGAGAACAGACCUCCGCCAUCUUCAUAUUUGCAGUGUUGAUCCUCCGGGGUGCACUGAUAUAGAUGACGCUUUGCACUACAAACCACUAGACAAUGGAAAUGUUGAGGUUGGUGUCCACAUAGCUGAUGUAACCCACUUCAUCAGGCCUGGGACAGCUAUUGAUGAGGAAGCUAGGAAACGAGGGACCACAGUAUAUCUUAUAGACAAAAGAAUAGACAUGGUUCCAGAACUGUUAAGUUCCAACUUGUGCUCACUAAGAUCCAAUGUUGACAGAUUUGCUUUCACUGUGAUUUGGGAGAUGACUAAAGAAGCUGAAAUAAUAAGCACUCGCUUCAUGAAGAGCAUCAUAAACUCAAAGGCUUCUCUUACAUAUGCUGAAGCUCAGAUGAAAAUAGAUGACAGCAAACAGCAAGAUGAGCUUGCUCAAAGUCUGCGAGGCCUUAACACACUAGCUAAAAUUCUUAAACAGGGAAGAACUGAUAAGGGUUCUUUAUCACUUGCAUCCCCAGAAGUAAGAUUCCAUAUUGACAGUGAAACUGCUGAUCCUAUAGAUGUUGUAUCAAAAGAGUUGAUGGAGACCAACUCUAUGGUGGAGGAGUUCAUGUUGCUGGCCAAUGUUUCAGUGGCUAAAAAGAUCUAUGAGGAAUUUCCCGACUGUGCUGUGUUGAGGAGGCAUCCUUCUCCUCCCCCCUCCAACUUUAAACCAGUCAUUAAUGUUGCUGAGGCAAGGGGCUUUGAUUUCUGUGUGGACUCUUCCAAAGAUUUGGCCAACUCCCUGGCCAGUGCGCAGCUUACAGAAAACCCGUACUUUAACACCAUGCUACGUAUCCUAGCAACUAGGUGCAUGAUGCAGGCGCUGUACUUCUGUAGUGGGAUGCUUCCGUAUGCAGAGUUCCACCAUUAUGGAUUAGCUGCACCAAUAUACACUCACUUCACUUCACCUAUCAGAAGAUAUCCUGAUGUUCUUGUGCACAGACUGCUGGCUGUGGCUAUUCAGGCAGAUGCUUCUUUCCCUGAGCUACUAGAUAAGAAGAAAACUCAAGCUUUGUGUAACCAUUUGAAUUAUCGACACAAGAUGGCGCAAUAUGCAGGAAGAGCCUCUGUGGCACUUCACACUCUGCUUUUCUUUAAAAACAAAGUCCUCAUAGAAGAUGGAUAUGUGAUGUUUGUGCGGAAGAAUGCUUUGACAGUCCUGAUCCCGAAGUAUGGCUUGGAAGGGAUCGUCAAACUCGCUGAAUAUCAGAACAUCAUGAAAUUUGAUGAUGAAAACACUGUCCAGACUAUAGGAGACGUGAUUAUUCGGGUGUUUGAUGCAGUUAAAGUGGAGGUCAGCGUAGACCAGUCCAAUAUCCAGCACCAGCACAUCAAGUUCAAACUUGUGUCACCACAGUUGCCAGAAAUUGAAGAAGGGCCUCCCCUUAAAAAACAAAAGAAAAGAAAGUGAAAACAACAGCCAAUUCCCAGGGUGUAAAAGACAGUGAAUUUACAGGAGUGUGUCCAUUGCACCAAAUGUGAAGAUUACCACCAUGGUGAUUUAUAACAAAAAAAGAGGAUUUGAACCAGCAAGAUUCUCAAUACUGAACAUCACUAGAUACACCCCAGAACAAUGGCAAUGGUUCGAACUUAAAUAAAAAUAGGAUUUUACAGUGCCAUCUUCUGACAUGAUUAGAGUAGGUCUGAAAAUAUACUUGCCUCACUCCAAAAUUGAUAAAAAAAACAUCAUACAAAUUCGAAAUAUAGGAAAUAACCCUUUAGAAACUUAGGUGAAUAAAAGGGGGUCCUGAUAUUCUAAAAUGCAAUUUACAUUGGGAAAGCAAUCCAUUUGCAAGUCAUUUUCCUUUGUGGGCAUGUAUGACUUUAAUUCUAAUUGACCAACUACAGAAAUUACGUGCAAUGAUGGACAUUUCAGUAGCAGACUUGUAUGUGAAAUUGUGUAUCUGAAAAUAAAUUUAAAGAAAUCAUGUAUAAUAACGAUGAUAAUAAAAAAAAAAAUAUUUGUC
Molecule: messenger RNA, 3402 nt
Organism: Lingula anatina
Lineage: Eukaryota; Metazoa; Brachiopoda; Lingulata; Lingulida; Lingulidae
Product: exosome complex exonuclease RRP44
Biological process (GO): rRNA catabolic process; nuclear mRNA surveillance of mRNA 3'-end processing
Cellular component (GO): nuclear exosome (RNase complex); cytoplasmic exosome (RNase complex)
Molecular function (GO): 3'-5'-RNA exonuclease activity; RNA binding; endonuclease activity
Source: RefSeq, a predicted model, not a curated record